Messenger RNA from Oldenlandia corymbosa var. corymbosa, 5248 nucleotides. The record is from the annotation of a GenBank genome assembly. Lineage: Eukaryota; Viridiplantae; Streptophyta; Magnoliopsida; Gentianales; Rubiaceae.
GAUUUCUGAACACACACAGUCACACACCAAGUUUUUUUAAAUUUAAUUACCCUCAUCAUUAAAUGAGUAUAAAUUAAUCCAAUAAAUCACCGUCCUCCUCCCCCCAAAAGAACAUGCAGUCCAGGAGUGGCAGUAAAUAUUCUUAUCUUAAUUAAUCAUUAAACAUUUACUGCUACUUCUCUGUACUGCUUCAAUUUGUUCUUCCCGUGUUGAGGUCCACUCCGCGGUGUUGAAUUUUGUCCAUUAUUAUUAUUUUUAUUUUUAAAAAAUCUUUAUUUUAAUUUUGAAUUCCCAUUUCUUCCUCCUUAAAUAAAUUCUUUUAAAAAAGUUUUAUUCUUCUGCACAUUAAAUCCCUGAAUUUUUUAAUGUUUCUUUUCAAAAUUUUUUAAUUAUUAUUGCCAUUACGUACGUAAAAGUUUUUGGUGUCUAUUUUACUUUCUUUUCUUCCUCCGUCGUCUUCCUCCUCCUCCCUUCCACCGACUAAAUUCCAGCUCUUCUCCGGUCCGCAACAGUGGCGAGCACAACGACGACGUUUUCUUCAUUGAUUUCUUCAUUCUCAUUUCCGUAUUCCGGAAGAUGGCCAAGCGCGGAUAUAAAUUACAGGAGUUUGUGGCGCAUUCGGGAAGCGUGAAUUGUUUAAAGAUUGGGAAGAAGAACUUCCGCCAAUUUUUAACUGGUGGAGAUGAUCAAAUAGUCAAUCUUUGGUCAAUUGGCAAGCCUGAACCUGUAACGAGCCUUUCUGGUCACACCAGUCCAGUAGAAUCUGUAGCUUUUGAUUCUGCGGAAGUUUUAGUGGUUGCCGGAGCCUCGUCUGGUGCAAUAAAAUUGUGGGACCUUGAGGAAACGAAGAGUGAGUUGAAUCUUUUUUCUGUCUCAUUAAGUGUACAGUGUUGGUUUUCAAUUACAUGCCUCCGUGUUCUUCAAUAUUUUGUGAUUGAUAUUGAAUCAAAUUGUCUUAGGUUUAAACAUUGAUUCUGGUAAAGAUGCUAAUUGAAAAGAAGUAUUUUACUGAAUUGACAGUCUGAUCUCUGUAUUUAAAACUGUUCUCAUUAAUUAUGUUUCCUGAACAGCAAAAUCUUGUGCAUUUGUACUUCAGUAUCUUUUGGGUUAACGAUUUUCCGAAUACGAGUAUAUAGUAAUAAUUUCUUUGAGAAUCCAAACAUGUUAAUGUCUGUGAUAAGCCCCACUUAUUUUUAUCCACAAUUCUUUUUACAAUUACAAAAAUCUUCCAUAUUUAUGGUUUUUGACUUAAUUAGUUUCUAUUGACUUAGAAAGCCUCAACAUUUCCUGCCUUAUGGUUUUCAUCCAUAUUUAUGCAAAUUGCUUCAAGUCAGCUUUCAACUUCUUUGACCAUGACCCUUGAUCCUUACAAAAUUUAGGCAUACUUGCUCAAUAUGUUUUUGACUUGUUUCAUAUGAAGCUUGGAUACCCGAUAUGUCCUCUGCCAUAGCUAAGUGAUCAUAUGGAUGCGUGAGUAACUGCCAUCUACUAAGGCGUCUUUCUAAUCUAAAACAGUGGGAACCAAGGAAAUGCUUCAUUUAUCUCCUGCUUGGCUCCAGUCUGAACAACACAGGAUUUUAGAUUAGUUCUAUUUAGUAAAAAGAAAUGGUGACUGUAUUGGUUUACUGUGGGAUUUUGCAAUGAGAGCCUCCUGCAGACGUUAUGGUAGAAAGCUCUUGUAGUAGUUUAUCCUGUUGCCAUACUGCUUAUCUUUAUCAUGUCAAUCUCAAAUGGAUCGCCACCUUAUUUAGUUAUUCUUCUUAAAUGGUAGUGGUUCGCUCGCUCUCUGGUCACAGAUCAUAUUGCACUGCAGUAGAAUUUCAUCCAUUUGGUGAAUUUUUUGCAUCUGGCUCCAUGGACACCAAUUUGAAGCUGUGGGAUAUUAGAAAGAAAGGAUGUAUACAUACAUACAAGGGUCACACUAGGGGUAUCAGUACUAUAAGAUUUACUCCUGAUGGUCGGUGGGUAGUCUCCGGUGGAUUUGAUAACGUUGUAAAGAUUUGGGACUUGACGGCUGGAAAACCCUUGCAUGAUUUCAAGCAUCAUGAGGGACAUAUUCGAUCACUGGAUUUCCACCCGCUUGAGUUUCUUCUUGCAACAGGCUCUGCGGAUCGAACGGUCAAAUUUUGGGAUUUGGAAACAUUUGAACUGAUUGGAUCUGCCAAGCGUGAGAGUGCAGGAGUUCGAUCAAUAACAUUCCACCCUGAUGGAAGAACCUUAUUUUGUGGACUGGAUGAUAGUUUGAAGGUUUAUUCAUGGGAGCCUGUCAUAUGCCAUGAUUCUGUUGAUAUGGGUUGGUCAACACUGGGUGAUCUUUGUAUCCAUGAUGGCAAACUUUUGGGUGCUGCAUAUUACCAGAACUCUGUUGGAGUUUGGGUAGCAGAUGUUGCGUUUAUUGAGCCCUAUGGAGCUGCUGUGUCACCUGGGCAGAAUACCCAGCUGGAGCAAAAAGAUGAGCUUCAGGAAAAUGUUCCAGAGAAAUCUGAUAGCCAUAGGAGGUCCAUUUCAAGUAUGCAUAGCACGUCAGAUGUUGACUCUGGUGAUAUAAAGAAUAUUUAUGUGGACAGCUGUAAUUCUAUAAUUUCAACAAAUGUUGGGUCUCUUAGCUCUCCAAAGACUGCUGUCCUGUCGGAAAAAAAUGAAAUUAGAAAUCUAUCAAAUCAGAAGCAGAGAUCUGGUGUUGACAUGCCAGCGAAAACAAAUGUGUCUGCGAGUGCCAAAUCUUUUACUGUACCUUCUAUUAUACCUCGUGACAUUCCUGAAACAAACGAUGUGGUUAGUUCUAGAGGAGAAUCUUUUGCAGGAGUUAGAGCCAGUAGUGGCAUUGUGAAACCAUCUCAUGUACGGAGGCCUUCGAUUACAAAAUCUGAUAUGGAUAACUCAACCCCUCCGGACCCUCUGUCGCUACAUAAUAUGACAAGUAAAGUUGAUCCCAAAAAAGACCCGAAUCUGACUGUCACGCUAGUUAGGGACAAUGCUGCCAUGGAAUCCUCUGUGGAAUUUGAUAUGAGCAUCAAGAAUGUUCAGGAAGAUUCUGUAAAAGCUUCAGCUCAGACAAGACCUAGUCAGGAAAAUGGUGAAAAGGCCCAGGAUUUGAACCAAGGGAUGGUUCCUGUCAAAGUUGUGAAUGGAGUGGCAGUUGUCCGAGGUAGGACCCGCAGUCUGGUUGAGAGGUUUGAAAAAAAGGAGGUUUUCAGUUGUAUUGAUGUACAACCGCCUGGUAGAGCACCAGAGCCUACAACUGAGGCUGUGAAGAUGUCUCCCCAAGUGCCGGAUGAAGUUCGAAACCUUACAACUCAGGCUAACAAAACAUCUCCGCCAGUCCCUGAUAGAGCUCCGGACCCUGCAAUUGAGGCUGUGAAGACAUCUUCCCGAGUGCCUGACAAAGUUCCAUAUCUUACAACUGAGGCUAAUGAAGCAUCCCCUCGAGUGCCUGACACAGCUCCAAAUCCUUUAAAUGAGGAGGUGAAGAUAUUUCUUCCUGUAGAUAGUGAAGUUCCAUACCACACCUCUGAGGCUACAGAAACAUCUCCCCCAGUACCUGAUAGAGUUACUCAGCCUGCAACUGAGGCUGUAAAGCCAUCAAGUCCAAUUCCUGGUAGAGAACCUCAGCCUGCAACUGAGGCUGUAAAGCCAUCGCGUCCAGUUCCUGACAGAGUUCGACAUCGUAUGACUGAGGCUUCGGAAGCAUCUCUCCCACUGCCUGAUAGAGUUCCACGUUCUAUAACUGUGGCUGCAAAGCCAUAUCGUAGGGUUCCUGAUAGAGUUCGAUACCGUACAACUGAGGCUGGAGAAGCGUCUCCCCUGGUGCCUGAUAGAGUUCCACACACUAGAACUGAGACCGGAAGGCCAUCUCGCCUGGUUCCAGAUAGAGUUCGGUACCGAACUGCUGAGGCUCCAAAAGCUUCCUCUCCUGUGCCUGAUAGAGCUUCAUAUUAUAGAUCCGAGGCAGCAAGAACAUCUCUGCCCAUGCCUGAUGGAGCUUCGCAUCAUACAACUGAGGCUCUGAAAACAGCGUCUUUGAUUGAUAAUCAGCUAAGUGAUGGAAAACAGGAGUCUAAUGUUGAAGAUAAUCAUAUCAUCGAAGCUCUGAUGGAAAAUCAUGAUGUGCUCCUAAGUGCACUACGCUCCCGCCUGACAAAGUUGCAGAUGGUGCGGCAUUUCUGGGAACGAAAAGAUGUUAAAGGUGCCAUAAAUGUUUUGAAAAAGUUGCCGGAUCAUUCUGUUCAAGCAGAUGUCAUCAGUGUUCUAACUGAGAAAAUGGAGAUCAUCAACUUAGAUUUGUUUUCAUGCGUUCUGCCUGUGCUGCUGGGCUUACUCGACAGCAAAGUUGAAAGACAUGUGAGCACUUCCUUGGAGAUGCUAUUGAAGUUGAUUGCAGUUUUCGGUCCUCUAGUUCAUUCAACUGUUUCAGCACCUGGUACGAUUGGGGUUGAUCUUCAUGCAGAGGAAAGACGGGCUAGCUGCAAACAGUGCCAUGUCUAUCUCCAAAAUGUUCAGAAAAUUCUUCCAAUGUUAAUACAGAGAGGGGGUGUUGUGGCAAGAAGCGCCAUGGAACUCAACCUUAUUGUUCAAGAAUUAUGACCUCUUCCUUACCUGUAUUGACGGCAACAUUGAUCAAGUUCAGAUUUACCGAUAAAUAGUAUUUUUGGCAGACCUUAUUUCACAUUGAGGAACAUCCAAUUUUGUCAUUAUGAUAUCUUAAUUAGGCUUACCCUUUUCAAGUAAUUUUGGCAGCUUAUAUAUACAGUAUGAGAUGUCUUGUGGUAAGGCUUGAGAAUUUUUUAUUCCAGCUUCCACAUAGUAAAGGGUGUUCAAGUUCAUCUCCAAUAUAAGGGUAAUACAUUCUUUCAGUUAUGGCUUUAGAAAAGGCGGCUGGUAUUGCAGAUGUAGUACAUAAUCUUACUAAGCUGUAAUUAGAAGUUAAUUGAUGUACAUUUGUUGUAAUUAUUGAAAUAUAUACAUACAGCUCUCAUUAAUGAAAUUUGUAUAUUAUGCUGUUUCAGAGCUUCCUUCAUAUACCUGACUCACUACCUGACCUUGUGUGAUUGUUGAGGAAAGGGUUUCAUUUGUGCAGUAGGUGAAGUUUCAAAGAUGAGAGCUUAAGACAGCAUCUUCAAUGCAACUACUACUGCAAAGUAGUGUAUCUGUACUCCUUUCGUCUUGUGUUACUGAUAAAUUUCCACCUUCUUGAACAAAAAUAGGGUUGAGUGCAGAAUGUUGCACCUGGGAACAUGAAUCGUAAAGC